CCAUGUUGAUGUCUGCAGCUUGCUUUCCCACGUCUCUUGCCUGAAGGAGGAUUUUCGUACAUCUGAGUUUACAAUAACUGUGAGAAAGUGAAAAUAACGUUUGUUUGUUUACUCACUGAAGGAGUUGAGAAUAUUUUCAACACAUAGGUUCAGCUGCACUUAAAGUUGCAAAUAACUUAUUCGAUUGAACCCACCGGAGCGACCAUGCGGGUAGAGGUUCAACCAUCGGGUAGCCCUCAGCCUUCAGGAGCGGCAGGUGAAAGUCCCGUGACCGUUCGGCCGUCCAAGCAGCGCUGGUACAUGCUGCUGGUCUGCUUUCUCUACUCAAUGACGCAAUCUUGUGUCUGGAACACCUUCGGUCCUAUCUCGACGACCAGCAAGGAGGUGUUCGACUGGACGGAUGCUAACAUCUCGUUGCUCAGCGCUUGCGGACCCAUUGCCUUCGUCUUAACCGGACCGGUCUUCUCGUGGAUCAUCGAAGAGAAGGGUCUGAGGGUGGCCUACCUGAUCAGCUCUACUAGCACUGCCAUAGGAACGGCCUUCAGAUGCAUAACCUUCAAAAAACCCACUGUCACCUGGCUGAUCACCAUAGGUCACCUGCUGAAUGGCCUCGGGGGUCCCAUAGCACUGUGCGGCCCCUCCGCUGUGUCCGCUUUGUGGUUUCCGUCUGGUGAGCGCACCACUGCCUUGGCCAUCGGUAUUGUCGGAGCCUACACGGGCCUGGGUCUAGCUUUUAUUAUGGGUCCAAACGUCAUCCCGGAACUGAGCAAUAAGUCAAGUGAAGCAGAUAAUGGCGAAGAAUCAUCCGAGGUGAAAAAGGCUAGAGAUGCAAUAGCAAACUACAUGUACUUCGAGGCAGGCUGGAGCGCUCUCAUCUUUAUCCUCAUUGUGUUCCAUUUCCCCUCAAAGCCUCGUCAUCCUCCUUCCGCUUCAGCUGGCAUCACGCGGGAGAAUUACUGGGAUGGAGUGAGAAAGCUGUCGAGAAACAGUCAAGCUCUGCUGGUCGUCGCCGUCUGCUCCAUGACGAUGGGAGUGGUUAAUGGGUUUGCUAGCCUGCUCAACGUCACUUUGGAGAAAGUGGACGUGUCACAGACAACAGCAGGCUGGAUCGGUUUUUAUGCCAUAGUGUCGGCGUGUUUUAUGUCACUGACUGUGGCCAGAUACGCAGAUAUGUUCACGCACUUCGUCAAAGAAGUUGCGUUCAGUCUCAUCGCGGUGGCGCUACUGGCUUUUCUUAUCUUAAAGCUUGCGUUCAUGGGCGUCAUUCCCAAGUCAUUACCAUUGUUUUAUGCAACAAUCAUAAUCGGAAUUUCGUGCAUAAAUGCGUUAAAUCCGAUAUUAAUCAACUUGGCAUGUGAGCUGGCAUAUCCGGUAGGAGAAGGUACAACGGCAUUUUUGGUGAAUCUAUCAACAAAUGUGCUUAUCCUGAUAGUCCUGCUAAUAAUGAUGAUUCCAAAUAUUGGCUCCACCUGGAUCACCUGGGCCCUCGUGGCCAUCCUGGCGGUGUCAGUACCAAUUUUGAUGCUCGUGAAGGUGACGUUCAACCGGCUGGCUGUCGACUUGCUUCACACAGUGACUUCAACAGUUUCAGAAAACUCUAAGGAGUGAUAAUGCCGCCAAAAGCCCUUGGCAAAUUGUGUGAGAGAAAACCGGUGGACAGAGUAUAUAUCUCAUCGUUGCCUCGGCGUCAAAAUAUAGUCUCCUUCGGCGAAAAAACUGUGAAGAGACUUCCCAUCUACGCUGUAACGUCAACAUAAAGUUUAUUUCUCCGAUUCAGAGUGAAAGACACUGCUAAUUCCGCACCUCCGCUAUGAUAGCUUUAGUGCAUAUGUUGCUCCUGAGGAAAACAGAGUGGCAUUUAAAGUAGAAAAAAAAAACACCAAAGAAAGUAAGUGGCGUUCUGUGGAAUAUGAACUGGUUACAAAGUUUAAUGGUGUACAACUGAAGCUGAGGCUUCGUCAAAACUGAAAUUGUCCUCUACUGGGAAAACCAGGUGUUAGAG
This is a messenger RNA of Pomacea canaliculata, 2002 nucleotides long. Its product is annotated as disrupted in renal carcinoma protein 2 homolog. The transcript is spliced from 12 exons. Gene Ontology annotation, molecular function: transmembrane transporter activity. The record is from RefSeq and is a predicted model, not a curated record. Gene Ontology annotation, cellular component: membrane; intracellular membrane-bounded organelle. Lineage: Eukaryota; Metazoa; Mollusca; Gastropoda; Architaenioglossa; Ampullariidae. Gene Ontology annotation, biological process: transmembrane transport. Bases 205 to 1608 code for a protein of 467 amino acids.